This is a messenger RNA of Gracilinanus agilis (Agile Gracile Mouse Opossum), 1961 nucleotides long. It is a transcript of the gene MAPK1IP1L, whose product is annotated as mitogen-activated protein kinase 1 interacting protein 1 like. The coding region runs from base 165 to 899 and encodes 244 amino acids. The record is from RefSeq and is a predicted model, not a curated record. The transcript is spliced from 4 exons. NCBI's taxonomy places the organism in Eukaryota, Metazoa, Chordata, Mammalia, Didelphimorphia, Didelphidae.
CUCCCGCUGCUAGAGCUGGUGCUGUCGCCGCCGCCGCUACCUGCUGCUGUUUCUGCUUCCUCUUGCUUUCUCGUACCCUCUUUUUUCUCUCUCCAUCAUCAGCGCCUCUUCCCAGCCGUCGUCACUUCUGGCCGCUCGGUCUGGGGUCCGAUCCUGUCUGGAAAAUGUCUGAUGAAUUUUCAUUGGCAGAUGCUCUACCAGAACAUUCGCCUGCCAAAAAUUCCACUGUGAGUGGUACAAAACCUGGUCAGCCACCACAGGGCUGGCCAGGUUCCAAUCCUUGGAAUAACCCAAGUGCUCCACCUUCUGUGCCAUCUGGACUUCCACCAAGUGCAUCACCCUCCAGUGUGCCUUUUGGACCUACGCCCACAGGAAUAUAUCCCUCAGUGCCUGCUGGACCACCCCCUGGACCUCCAGCACCCUUUCCUCCCUCUGGACCAUCUUGUCCUCCACCUGGUGGUCCUUAUCCAACUCCAUCUGUGCCAGGUCCUGGCCCUACAGGGCCAUAUCCUACACCAAAUAUGCCUUUUCCAGACCUUCCACGACCAUAUGGUACACCCACAGAUCCAGCUACAGCUGGUCCCCUAGGGCCAUGGGGAUCCAUGUCUUCUGGACCGUGGACACCAGGAAUGGGAGGGCAGUAUCCUACACCUAAUAUGCCAUAUCCAUCUGCAGGGCCAUAUCCUACUCCUCCCCAAGCACCAACAACAACACCACCUAUUCCGUGGGGAGCUGUUCCACCUGGAGCUUGGGGACCACCAGCGCCAGCUCCAUUUCCUGCACCUGUAGGAUCAUAUCCUGCACCAGGACUCUAUCUUACUCCUAAUAAUCCUUUUCAAGUGCCUUCUGGACCUACUGGUGCUCCACCAAUGCCUGGUGGUCACCAUUCUUACCAUUGAGUUUUUGGUGGACAAUGAGACGACUCUACUUUCCAGAGUGUGUAUUAUGUAUGUAUGUGUAUACUAUAUCUAUACGUGUGUGUGUGUGUGUGUGUGUCACACACACACACAUAAAAAUUCUGGUUUCAGUGCUCUUGGGACAUUUCACAAAAAGGGUCUCAGACAACUCAAAGAAGACUCGGCUCUUGGACCUGGACAUACACUUGGAAUAAUUAGAGAUAAUAUCGUAAACUUUAAAAUUAUUCAUAUGUAUUUUCCAUUUGUUGUACUAAGGGAAAUCAAAGUAAUUAAGUAUACUGACUAACUCUUGGUAGAAUUUGUGGAAUAUUCAUUUUUUUAAAUUAUGAAACCACACACUUAAGAAAUCUGUGUUGAUGUGGUUACUAAUUACCUAUAACUUGUUGGAAAUUAUUUCAAAUAUUUUCUUUGACAUCUUUAUUUCCCUGAAUAAAUAUAUUUCUGACAAAUCAUUUUGCCAUGUUUUUUUUUUUUUUUAAAAAGACCAAAUGAAUGCCUCUGAGCAUUUUGAACAGUAUUGUUUGCAGAGUAAAUUAACGUUAUGCUCUUGGGUUAUAAUUCUGGAGCAAAUGUUUAAAAAUAUGAUUUAUGAAUUAGUGCUUAUCAAGUCUUGAAAGUGUAUUUGUUAGUGUGCAUAUCCUUGAACACUGAAUAUUAAAUAUUCUUGCUUUCUACCAGCUAUCAUUGAGUUAUUUUUGUUCUUUUUUUGUUUUUAGUAAUUUGAAUUGUAUUUUUAAAGCCAGUCAUCCAUGGACCCUGCUUGGACUUUGUUUUAUUCAUGUUAACAUAUCCAGUGACAUAUCCUCUAUGGUGACUUUUGAUUGUGUGUUGAGUUAUCCACAUUGUUGAAGAUGAAGAGCUCAAGAAAGGGAGGACCUUUGUCUUCCCUGUCUUGUACCCCAAAGAAGAGCCCUAGGAAUUGAUUUGCAACAUCAUUUUCUCAGUCCUACAGAACUUUGGCAAUCCCUGGGGAUUCCUUUAGUUCCAAAAUGGAACUUCCCUUUGUACCUUCCUUGAUAUGGAGAACUGAUGACAUUCUUGACA